UAUUUAAUUGUAAUUAAUGAUUAUUUUAUUAUAUAGUUGAGUUAUUCGGUAAUCGAUUCGUGAGAUCGCUUAUCGAAUGAGGAACAAAAUCCUGACAAUGAUCACGAUUUUGGCCGGAAUCCAGGAUUAGAAGUAGCGAAAGUUUUAUGCGGAUGAAUGUUUAAAUAAUCGCGAGUUAUUAUUAUCCAGUGGCUAUAUUUUGUUUGAUUAUCAAUGCAUCGUACGUAGUAUAAAUACUUAUGGGGACCACAAUAACGAUCAUGUUCAGUUUUUCUUUGACUACCAAACUGACAGGUGCCAGGAUGAAAUUAUUACUGAUUAUAGUAUCGUUUAUAGUCAUUGCCUCAGCUAUUCAAGUGGAUAAAAAGGAUCAAAAUGACUCUAAGCUCUUAAAAAAACAUGGUAAACGUGAUGCGUUAAAUUUGAGCUACGGAGCACCGCAGCAAGAUUAUUAUCACUAUCAUCAGCAAGUUCAUGAACAUCAAGAACCAGCACCAAUACACGAGCAUCAAUCACUCGAUCAUCAUUUUCACGGUCAUCAAGAUCAUCAAGAUCAUAUACUGUUACCACAGCCUCAUCCCGUGCAUCCAAUUGCGAUUCCUCAACCAGUUCCAGUGCCAGUGCAGCCGGUAGCGAUUCCUCAGCCGGCUCCACAUCCGAUCGCCGUACCUGCACCAGUUCCUGUGUCGGUUCCAGUUGUUCAAACGGUAACGAAGCACGUGGGUAUUCCAUACCCGGUGCACGUGGAUCGUCCAGUGCCCGUGCCAGUGCCUGUUGCGGUUCAUGUACCAAAACCCUAUCCCGUUCACGUCGAAAAAAUUGUACACGUAGAUCGGCCGAUUCAUGUACCGGUUGAAAAAUAUGUUCAUGUACCCGUUCAUGUUGAUCGUCCAGUGCCUGUUCCAGUACCUCGGCCGUACCCAGUGCCUGUUGAGAAGUUAGUUCCUGUCAACAAACCGUACCCAGUACAUGUGGCAGUACCUGUUCAUGUACCGAAACCUUACCCAGUACCUGUUGCUGUUCAAUACAAGUAUCACGGUCACAAUCAUGGAUGGUAGUCAUUUCUGUAAUAAUAGCUUAUUGUU
Molecule: messenger RNA, 1085 nt
Organism: Cotesia glomerata
Lineage: Eukaryota; Metazoa; Arthropoda; Insecta; Hymenoptera; Braconidae
Product: proline-rich protein 4-like
Exons: 4
Coding region: 240-1058 (272 amino acids)
Source: RefSeq, a predicted model, not a curated record